GGUCGAGCGGCGCUCCGCUCGCAUCGACGCGCGGGUGGCGAUUGCUUCUGUCUGUUGUUUAGCUAUGGGGCGGUGGGCGAGUGAUCUCCAGGACUGCCGGACCUCGGUUCGGCGGCUCGCUCGCUGCUGACUGACCGUCACCCGGGCCGAGGGGCCAUGGGGGAGCCCGGUUCUUUGGACUCAGGAGACCCCGCGGGUGUCCGGAGCUGGUGCCUGCGGCGGGUGGGGAUGGACGCCGAGUGGCUGCUGCUGGAGGAGGGGCGCGAGGUGUCUAUAGGACGAGGAUUUGGUGUCACAUACCAACUGGUAUCAAAAAUUUGCCCUCUGAUGAUUUCUCGAAACCACUGUGUUUUGAAGCAGAAUCCUGAGGGCCAGUGGACAAUUGCAGACAACAAGAGUCUGAAUGGUGUUUGGCUGAAUAGAGAGCGUCUGGAACCGUUAAAGUUUUAUGUCAUCCAUCAGGGAGACCACGUCCAGCUUGGGGUGCCUCUGCAGAAUAAGGAGCAUGCAGAGUAUGAGUAUGAAGUUACUGAAGAAGACAGGGAGAAGAUACUUCCUUAUCUUGCCCCAAAGCGUAACCAGAUGAUGGAAAAAAAUAAGGGCUUGAGAACUAAAAGGAAAAGUAGUGUAGAUGAAUUAGAGGGUCUUGGACACGAGGGCCCCUCACAUUUAAAAUCCAAAAUAAGCAAAGUGUCUUGUGAACCUGACCAGCCAGUGCAGUCACCUGGGAAUGGCGGAGUAGCCACUCAGCCCUCUGAAUAUUUGGAUCCUGGGUUGGCUUCUCUUGAGGCAGGCAAGAAGACCACCAGGGCUCGUACUUAUCCUGGACCUCCAAAAGUCACAGAGCUUUAUCAUAAGAAGCAGAAUGCCUCUGCUUCUUCAAAGUCUUCAGCAUCUCAGAGCAGCUUAGAACUGUUUAAGGUGACCAUGUCCAGAAUCAUGAAGCUGAAAAGACAGCUGCAAGAAAAACAAGUCGCUGUCAUGAACAUGAAAAAGCAAACCCAGAGGGGGAGUGCGAAGAAGAUUGUGAAGAUGGAGCAGGAGCUGCAGGAUCUACAGUCCCAGCUGUGCACAGAGCAAGCUCAGCAGCAGGCAAGAGUAGAGCAGCUUGAGAAGACUUUCCAGGAAGAGGAGAAGCACCUCCAGGGUCUGGAGAAAGAGCAGGUAGAGGACCUGAAGCACCAGCUGGCCCAGGCUCUGCAGGAGGUAACUUGUCUCUUGCCACUAUGUGGAGAUGGUGGUGGUUUGCAGCAUCAGGCCCUCAUGGAAGAGCUGAAUCGCAGCAAGAAGGACUUUGAAACAAUCAUCCAAGCAAAGAACAAAGAGCUGGAGCAGACCAAGGAAGAAAAGGAGAAGGUGCAAGCACAGAAGGAGGAGGUUCUAAGCUACAUGAAUGACGUGCUAGAGAAUGAGCUCCAGUGCAUUAUCUGCUCAGAGUACUUCAUCGAGGCUGUCACCCUGAACUGCGCCCACAGCUUUUGCUCCUAUUGUAUCAAUGAAUGGAUGAAGCGGAAGAUAGAAUGCCCCAUUUGUCGGAAGGACAUCAAGUCCAAAACCCACUCCCUCGUUCUAGACAAUUGCAUUGAUAAGAUGGUGGAUAAGCUGAGCUCAGAGGUGAAGGAACGAAGAACUGUCCUCAUUAGGGAGCGAAAAGUCCUGGGGAUCAGACCCAAGGCCUUGCGUGCGCCAGCUAAGAGGUUGUUGUGAAGACUGCUGCAGCGUUGGAGAGGCUCCACCAUGGGAGCUCAAGGCGGGCUGGGGGAGUCUGCCCUCCGUGAGCCGGCCUGUGCGGGAGUCAUCUGAGAGGCCGCGUGGGACAGAGCCUGCCUUAGCAAGCCCAGCGUCACUCGCUGUCCGUGGUGGCCAGCGGCUGUCCUCACUGUGGAGCCUCGGCGGGACUCAGCGCCGGCUGCUUCAGGGUACUUAACAGACUGCUUCACUACCCAUUAAAUGGGCUGUUGAGUUCUGUUUGUUGGUUUUAAUUUGUUGUUACUGUUUGUGAUACCUCAGAAACACUGCUGUUGACCUUUGUUUUGGACAUUAGGGUGUGACCCGUGGGCCACUGAAGGCAGCCUGUAUUUUGAGUCCAGUUCACCUCCUUUUUGUGAAAACAAGAUGUCAUGUCUUGGGAAUAAAAUAUAAAACUUACUGGUUGCUCA
This is a messenger RNA of Chinchilla lanigera (long-tailed chinchilla), 2159 nucleotides long. It is a transcript of the gene Rnf8, whose product is annotated as ring finger protein 8, E3 ubiquitin protein ligase. Bases 157 to 1707 code for a protein of 516 amino acids. The record is from RefSeq and is a predicted model, not a curated record. Gene Ontology annotation, cellular component: nucleus; ubiquitin ligase complex; cytosol. Gene Ontology annotation, molecular function: ubiquitin protein ligase activity; histone binding. Gene Ontology annotation, biological process: double-strand break repair; protein K48-linked ubiquitination; ubiquitin-dependent protein catabolic process. The transcript is spliced from 9 exons. Lineage: Eukaryota; Metazoa; Chordata; Mammalia; Rodentia; Chinchillidae.